This is a messenger RNA of Diaporthe amygdali, 2412 nucleotides long. Its product is annotated as Atypical/ABC1/ABC1-A protein kinase. The transcript has a single exon. Gene Ontology annotation, biological process: ubiquinone biosynthetic process. The record is from RefSeq and is a predicted model, not a curated record. Lineage: Eukaryota; Fungi; Ascomycota; Sordariomycetes; Diaporthales; Diaporthaceae. Bases 1 to 2412 code for a protein of 803 amino acids. Gene Ontology annotation, cellular component: extrinsic component of mitochondrial inner membrane. Gene Ontology annotation, molecular function: kinase activity.
AUGGGACUCGUGGACUUUGCAAUCGACCUGGCGGCUGUGCUGAGCGCCUCACGCUCGGUCGCGUCCAAGCAUAUCGCCCUCAGGGCUCGCCAGGUCGACCGCUAUGGGAAGACUUCAAGCAUUGUCGCCGCUGUAAGGGGCCAGCCGCAGCAAAGACGGCCCGAUCCGCACGAUGGUCCCAAUGACGCUCAUGUAGUAUCUGGGAAGGGACAGACUUCAGCUACAGCAUCAGAGGUGCCCGAUGGUGUUGGCCAGCAUGUGAAUGCGGAUGACGGCGCAAGGCCGUCUGUCGAAGACAUCACGCCUAGCCAGUCAUCAUCUGGCGAUUUUUUGGACUCGGCAACGAUCCAGGGGACUCAGCAGGAUCCAGGCACUGCUCCGUCAACGAGAGUCCAGGACUCGAUCAGACGUCAGGAGGCCCAGCAACCCCAGGCCACUACAUCGGGAUUUAUUAUACCGCCGAUGCAUUCUUCCGCAAAGUCUCCAACGAUUCAAGAACCUGAUCUGAAGGAAGAAAAGGAAGGAAGAGAAAAGAGUCAAGCUUCGAAACCCUAUGAAGAUGAAGAAGCCAAACUACCCAAGGGCGUCGAUUUCGAGGGAUUGUUUCGAACCAGCCGUGGGCGUAGACUCGAUCCUCUGUGGAAGGGUACCAAGAGGAGCGAGCGACCCAGACAGUCCAUACCUGGCGCUGUCGACUAUGGGCACACGAACGCCCACCAAGAUUCCAUUAUUCUGCAAGAAUUGAGGAACCAACGGAACGAGACCAAAUCGACUGCGUCACGCGUCGCGGAAGAAUCGGAGCUGGAGGACCGGGCAAGGCCAACGGAGACUAAACCGGCAUCCGCGCCAGCGGAGAUGAUUGAGGCACAGCAGCCCAAAGCUGAAGUGAACGAAGCACCGUCGAUUUCUAAAAGGCAGCAAAUGCCCCCGAAGGAAGUGCCUCCGACGGAUCCUGCAGGCCUUGAAACGGCGUCAACGGUUCAGGAGCCAAGUAACGAGCAUACUGCCCAGUCAGUCACGAAGGAGGAUGCUUCCGCUUUGGGCGAGAUGCUCGGUACCGCUACAGUCGAGACCAAAUAUGAACUUAGGGAAUCCAAGGUUCCCUCGUCUCGCUUUGGUCGCAUAUGGAACUAUGGUGGGCUGGCCGCUGGCAUGUUCGCUGGGGCUGUCAGCGAGAGCUUCAGCAGAGUAACAGGAGGCGGCGGACAAGGGUCUCUGAUGUUAAGCCCGGCAAACAUGGAAAGACUCGUUUCGAAGCUUUCGAAGAUGAGAGGUGCCGCCCUGAAGCUGGGGCAGAUGAUGAGUUUUCAGGACUCGAAGAUGCUACCGGCUCCCAUUCAGGAGGUCCUACAGAGAGUUCAGGACAGAGCAGACUAUAUGCCGUCGUGGCAGCGAGAUCGAGUGUUGGUGACGAACUUGGGCUCUGAGUGGCGUGACCUGUUUGAGGACUUCGAGGAAAAGCCCAUUGCAGCUGCAUCGAUUGGACAAGUGCACCGAGCGACAUUGAAGAAUGGCGCCAAAGUCGCUGUCAAGAUUCAGUUCCCAGGGGUUGCUGAAUCCAUCAACUCGGAUCUCGACAAUCUGGGCAUUCUACUUGCAGCGACAAAAUUGUUGCCCAAGGGCCUUUACCUCAACAAGACCAUCGACAACGCGCGGACAGAGCUCGGCUGGGAGUGUGACUACGAAAGAGAGGCCCAAUGUGCACAAAGAUAUAGAAGCCUGCUGGCUACCGAAGAGGACGUUUUCUCUGUCCCUAAAAUCUACCCGGAGGCCUGCGGCAAACAGGUCCUGACCAUGGAAUUCAUGGACGGCGUGGGCGUGACCCGGAUCAAGUCUUUCACGCAAGAGCAAAGGGAUUGGAUCGGCACGCAGAUUCUGCGCCUCUGCCUGCGCGAGAUCACAGAGUUCCGCUUCAUGCAGACAGAUCCGAAUUGGACCAACUUCCUCUACAAUGCCGAACAGGACAGGCUUGUCCUCCUCGACUUUGGUGCGUCGAGGGAGUACCCAGACAAGUUCAUCACGCAAUACGUGCAGCUUCUCGAGGCUGCGUCGCGAACAGAUCGUGAUGGUGUGCGCAUUCUGAGUGAGCAGCUAGGGUACCUGACUGGCCACGAAAGCAAGACAAUGCUGGACGCGCACAUCGCCUCGGUGCUGACGCUCGCGGAGCCUUUCCUGGAAUCCGCGCCGGAGACUUAUGACUUCAGGGACCAGACGAUCACGGAGAGGGUGAAGGCAGAAAUCCCCGUGAUGAUCAGAGAAAGGCUGGCGCCCCCGCCGGAGGAGACAUACAGUCUUCAUCGGAAGCUCAGUGGAGCGUUCUUGCUCUGUGCGAGAUUGGGCAGCAGAGUUAGGUGCAGAGAAAUGUUCGAGCAAAGCUUGGCCAAAAACGGGUUUCGGGACCAAGAGGCAUAG